This is a messenger RNA of Phytomonas sp. EM1, 2514 nucleotides long. NCBI's taxonomy places the organism in Eukaryota, Euglenozoa, Kinetoplastea, Trypanosomatida, Trypanosomatidae. The record is from the annotation of a GenBank genome assembly.
AUGUCUGGAAGUAUCGUCAUAUCAGCCUCUUAUGAUAAACAAGUUCGUUGCUGGGACGCUGCUACAGGUCGCACAGUCUGCUGCUUCACUUUUCAAGACUCUCAAAUAAACGCCAUCCACUUAGUGUGUCAAACUCAUUAUCUUGCUGUAGCAGGGUUUAAUGUAAUUCGAUUAUAUGACAUGAGUGACGUUAGCUGUGGUAAUAUUAUAGGUUCUCAAGUUCUGCAACAACAACAGCAAAUGGUUACAGCUGCUCCUGGAGGUCAAACUGUGGUUGCCCCACCACCUAUUUUUUCUUUGUACGAGACACAGGGCUGCAUAAAUUUCACAAGCCUUGGCUCAUUUCCUCUACUUCCAAGGAAAAAUGCAGUUGAGGAAAGAAAUUUAUACCAUAAUAACAUUGUGAGUACAGAGGACUCAUCACUUUCUACUUGCGAGCAUGACAAGUCAGUAUCCUUCGCCUUUUCACAUGCAGCAAUAACAUUGAAACCUAAUGAAAAAGAUUUAGGUCAUGCAGCAGACAGCACGCGCGUCAUUUUAUAUGCUACCAGUGAGGAUGGUCACAUUCGUUUUUUUGACGCAAAAGCUCCGAACACAAUGUGUGUCCUUAGGGAUAUUACAACCGGAGCCGCCAUCACGUGUAGCUGCCUUUCACCAGAUUCUCGUUUUUUGCUGACAGGGAGCCAAAUUGGUCAGGUGUCCGUGUGGCAUAUUCCUACGAUCAUCACCAGCAUCGUGCGUGAACAGCAACAACAGCGGUAUCAGACUACUUCUGCCCAGGGAGGAACAUUUACGGAGGUGUUUUCCGCAGAUUCACAGGAGAAUCCAGAGAGAACCGCUGUCAUAGGCAAGUUUGGUAGGCGACCAGUUCAUGAAUUUGCAUUGGAAGGUGACUAUACAUCCGUGCGCAGCGUUUCUAUUGAUCCACUAGUUCGCUGGUUCGUUGUGGCCACAAAUCAGGGCAAGCUGCAUUUUUUUCGUUUCACACAUGAUAUCUCACUGUGCGGCACUAAAUCUACUCAAGGUGUUCAAUCCUUAAAGUCGUGGGUAUGUGGGGAAAGCACAGAAGCAACACUCGCUGCCGUUCCAAGGGCUCCUCAUGAAUCUGCCAAUGAUGAGGGAAACUUUUCGUUCUUUCUGCCGCAUCAUGGUGGGGCUGAAUUGAAGAAUAAUUCUCCGUUUCCGCAGACUAUCCCACGUGAGGGUAUUUCUUCUUCUGCUUUUGUAGCAGAUGAACUUAGCAACUGUCCUAAGUGUUCACCAGACACCGAUGUUGCCACUGUACACCGCAGCUCGCGCACUGCCAAUGCACAGGCUGACAGUAACGCUCGCUUGGGCGAUUUCCAUGGCAGCAGCACUGUAUUUGGUGCAGCUCCACUUCACCAAUCAGAGCAUCACCAGCACCACAACAGCAAUAAUCGCAACAUUUUUUCAGCUUCUAAUACUCCACAGAAACUUGCGAGUCGUAAUGACAGAGUAAAUGUCACACCCCAAAGAAGAACGCCAUCCCCAGGCCCACUUUCGUCAUCACUCGCUGUAAUAGGUAGACUCCAGUUUUCAUUACAAAAAGAGAUGGAAUUCGAAGAGUUUUAUACCUUUCGGGCACACCACAAGUACAUUCUUAAGAUAAGCAUAUCACCUAAUGGAGAGUUGCUGACAACUUGUUGUGCAGAUUACACGGUGGGGCGAUUUAUAAUUCCUGAGAUUAUGCGGAGGAGGGGAAGCAUGGUUGGUGGUGAUACCGUGCAAGUCUUAAGCCCGGAAAGGAACUCAAGUAUGAUUUGCCCUGAACAGCAAACUUGUGCUUUUAAAUUAAGCUUGGCACCUACUUUUCACAAUGAAAUUAAUGACGAUAAUCACACGAAGGAAGCAGUCUCGAAGGUCUCUGAUCCGUUAAUGUGUGUGGACUGUGCGUCAGACGUAGUGCGAAGGUCAACAGGUAAUCCGAAUACUCCUAGUAAGGUUGCUGAGGCAACAGAUAUUGCCCAUGGGAAUGCUUCCGAUGCUGGACCAGGUUUGCAAUCAACACAAAGCCAACAACACCAAUUGCAAAGUAUAAAUGAGGUCGGCACCGAAGGAGUCCUUUUGUCAUCUAACGCUCACGAUAAAAAUAACCAACGUGAAGCGCCGCUGUUAACAAAGGGAGUUGGUGCUUCUAUUGUUAAUAUUUCACCAGCUGAUGAAAUUUCACAUUCAACUGACUUUUGUGAUGAUUCACAUCAUGGUGGGGAUAUGCAACUUAACAAUCGAAAAAAUGAAAACACCAUAUUCCCCAACACACAAGUUAAAAAAAAUGGAUUAGAUUUGUAUUUUAAGCCCUUACCACCGUUAGUAGAUCACAACCGAUGGGUUUGGGAUUGUGUCUUCAGCGAUUGUUCUCAGUUUCUGUUCACCGUGAGCAGUGAUUGCCAUGUUCGGAUGUGGAGCAAUAUAGCCUCAGAUAAACCGCAAUCGACGGUAUUUGUGGGGCAUACCAAACCUGUCACAGCAGUACUGUUGGCGUACAAUUUAUAA